Geodia barretti is the source of this 1416-nucleotide messenger RNA. The record is from the annotation of a GenBank genome assembly. NCBI's taxonomy places the organism in Eukaryota, Metazoa, Porifera, Demospongiae, Tetractinellida, Geodiidae.
AUGACCACUCCCAUUAAGUUCGGGACCGAUGGUUGGAGAGCCCUGAUCGCAGAGGACUACACCUUUGCCAAUGUGGCACGCUGUGCCCAGGGAUUGAUUGACUAUCUGCUGGAAACAGGGAUGGCUGACCGUGGUCUGGUGGUAGGUUACGAUACGAGGUUCUUGUCCCGGGAAUUUGCAGAAACGGUUGCCAGCGUAUGUGCCGGAAAUGGUGUGCGCGCUUUUCUGACGCAGUACACAGCUCCCACGCCCGUUGUAAGCUUCAGUGUCUUGGCACAGCAGGCUGCUGGAGCCGUUAUCAUCACUGCCAGCCACAACCCGGGUAACUGGAACGGGUUCAAGUUCAAGCCCGAGUAUGCCGGCAGCGCCACCGACGAGAUUACCAAUCGACUGGAAGAGAGAAUCGAAGCUGUCGAGACACCAAAGUCUCAUCCGCUAGCAACGGCGAGAGAAAAGGGGUUGGUGCAGGAUUUUGACCCCAUGCCGGCUUACCUGGAACGAGUGGCCUCGCUGGUCGAUCUGCCUUUGAUACGAUCUGCGGGCCUGAAAGUGAUGGUUGAUGCCAUGUUCGGGGCAGGAGCGGGCUACUUCCCCAACUUGAUUGCAGGAGGACAAACCACAGUUGCUGAACUCAACGGAUACAGAAAUCCGGCAUUUCCGGGCAUGGACCAGCCCGAACCGAUUGCCCAUAACCUCUCCACUCUCUUGGCGCAGAUCCCGGCGGCGGAAGCUUCAGUUGGCAUUGCCCUCGACGGGGAUGCUGACCGGGUGGGCAUAGUUGACGAAAAGGGCAACUUCAUAAGUACCCUCGAGGUCUUCUCACUUCUGGCCUACUAUUUGCUGGAAUACAAAGGGCUAAGAGGUCCGAUAGUUAAGGGAAUAACCUCGUCAAUAAUGCUGAACAAGUUAGCCGAUCGUUAUGGCGUGGCCGUUCAUGACAUGAAGGUUGGGUUCAAAAACAUCGGGCCCAAGUUUACGGAAGUUGACGGUGUGAUGGGCGGCGAAGAGAGUGGCGGGUUCGCCUUCCGAGGCCAUAUACCCGAACGAGAUGGAAUCCUUAGCGGUCUUUACAUACUGGAAUGCAUGGCUCGCACCGGGAAGACUCCGUCCCAGUUGAUUGAGGAGUUGUUCUCCAUCGUCGGCCCCCACUAUUACCAUAGACGUGACGUUGCCUUAGAAUCCUCAAAGAAACCGGAGAUCGCGUCCAGGAUAGAGUCAGACCGGUUGACCGAACUGGCAGGUUUACCCGUCAGGGGGUCGGAUGAUAUCGACGGCAAGCGCCUCUUCUUUGAUAACGCCUGGCUGGCAUACCGGUUUUCCGGCACCGAACCAUUGCUCCGGAUUUAUUGCGAAGCGGAAAGCGCCGAGUUCGUAGACCGGCUUCUGGACGCUGCCUCAGAGUACCUUGGAGUAUAG